GCGACCGCUGUGUGGUUCUGUGUCAGUGGUCUCGCGUCGCGCUCCUAGUGCAACAGGUAGUACCACCCGAUCGGCCAUCCAACGUGCAUGUGACCACAUGGCCGCCACAGAGUGGAUUACUGCCAUUGAUAAAAGGCCGGGGGACCGUAGUCUAAAAGAUGUGGAGGUCAUCGCCACCAGACUACGAAGAGUCGAAACUCUUAACCGUCUCCCGCACAGUGUCCUACAACAACUAGCGCUCUCUGGGUAUUAUGAAGACCUUGAAAGAGGAGUUACUUUGUUCAGACAAGGGGACCCCGGCUCUAGCUGGUACGCGGUGCUGGGCGGCUGUCUGGAUGUCAGGCUUCUCACUCCCUCUCAGCAGGAUAAGGUGCCAGUGACGCUGUGUACUCUUGGAGUAGGAGCGACAUUUGGAGAGUCUAUCCUGCAGGAUCUACCCAGGGAGAGUACGGUGAUCACACGGAGCACCUGUGAACUCCUGAGGGUCGAGCAGCAUGACUUCCGACUCAUUUGGGAGAAAAACAAAGACCUGAUGAACGAGCUUGUCGCUAGCUGUAAAGUAAAAAAUGGGUUUGGCCCUGGGGUAACCAAGAGCCAGUCGCCCCCGUCACCCCCAGUCUCUCAGACACGCCGCACCCUCAGCCCCGAGAACUCCAACCCUGCUGAACCCAUCACGGAUACACCCAGUGUGCCCAUGGCACGGGCCGGUUGGGUACUACGUACGCUGCUGCUGAAUGAUGCGGGAGGCACGCUGAGAGACCGCAAGAGUGCCGGGGGCCGCCUGCUGGUCCGUCGGUGUGCCAGCGGGAGUGAGCUGGUCGACUGGCUCAUGGCUCUUGACCCUCAAGUAUGCUCCAGGCAGUUGGCCACUGGGAUGUGGCAAGCCUUGCUGGAAGAGGGAGUCGUCUUUCACGCUACAGCAGAGCAUGGCUUCAAGGACAAGUGUUUGCUAUACCAGUUCUGGCAGGACCGGGAAGGAUCCACAUCCAUACCAUCCGCCCAGGAUAUUGCAGAGGCAGAAGAACACCUGGAUGAGGCCUUACAGGAGCUGACACGUCGAGCUCCUGAUGCCAUGCUGCGCAUGAUUCUUCGCAAGUCGAGUCAUGAUCGGACUGCAGAGGAGUUGGAGACCAUUUACGAGGAGUUGCUGCAACUGAAGCCCUUGGCUCACCUCAGCCACUCCAUGAAGAGGGAGUUGGCAGCAGUGAUCGUGUUUGAGGCACACUGCAAGGCAGGGACUGUCCUGUUUCAGCAAGGUGACGAAGGCAAGUCGUGGUACAUUAUACUGCGAGGGUCAGUAGAUGUCGUUAUCCACGGUAAAGGCACGGUUACCACUCUACACGAAGGAGAAGACUUCGGCAAACUUGCUCUCAUCAACGAUGUCCCUAGAGCAGCGAGUAUAGUCCUGCAUGAGGACAACUGCCACUUCCUGCGAGUGGACAAGGAGAACUUCAACAGGAUCAUGAGAGAUGUAGAGGCCAACACUGUUCGGCUGAAGGAGCACAGUAAGGACGUGUUAGUGCUGGAGCGGAUACAGUCAUCGUACUCGCAGUUCAAGUACAUGGUGAUGGCGGGGACACCACAGAAGAUGUUGGAAUAUUUGUUGGAGACCCGAGUUGGGACGCCUGGUGUGUCCCAAGACCCAGCUCUGGACGACUUCCUGCUCACAUACAUCGUGUUCCUGCCCACCCGGCAACUGGUUACCGAACUGGCUAGGCAUUACCAUACAGAGUCUUCUGGGCAUGACAAAGACUUUCCCCUCAUCUGCAAGAAGAGAGUGGUGCACUUUGUCUACAGAUGGGUGCUGACAAUCAGACAUGCUGUCUUUGAGGAGGCAGCCUCCCUCAAUUUUAUAGAGGAGUUGGCGGGAGAGGUGGAGGCAGACUGUGUAGGUCUGCAAGAGGAGGCCAGCCUGAUGCAUCACGUCAUGUCCCAAUUGCGCCGUUACCAGGAGGAGCGACAAGCCUCUGCAGGCCAGAAGUGGAAGCUGCCCCCGGCCGGACAACCUAUCAGCCUCUUCUCUGGUCCCACCGACGGCAAAACGAGGACACUCAUACGACCAGCUGAUGAUGUGAUAUUCCGGGUGUACUGUGCGGACCAUACGUUCUGCACAUUGCGGUUUCCCAUCAACACAUCUGCCAAUGAGAUCAAGGUGUCAGCAGCCGACAAGCUCGGCCUGAGGCAUCCCCGUGAGGAUCUGCUGCUGGUAGAGCUCAAGAGUUCAGGGGAGAAGGUGACAUUCAGGGAUGCGGAGAUCUCCAUCCCCACGGCGCUCAGCUUGAAUGGUCGCCUCUUUGUCAGUCCAAAGGAUCACCUGGACGCUCUGACACUGAUCCCUGAGCAAGAGAAUCCCACGGAAGGGAUGGACUUUGACAUGGAGCUGUUCAGCACCAAGGAACUGGCCUACCACAUGACCCUUUUCGAUUGGGAUCUGUUCUGGAGUGUACAUGAGUAUGAGUUGUUGUACCAAACAUUUGGUCGUCUCCGGUUCAGUCAGAUCACAGCGAAUCUGGACGUGUUUCUGCGACGGUUUAACGAGAUUCAGUACUGGGUUAUCACGGAACUGCUGCUCACCCCGAAUCUCAGCAAACGAGUUCAGAUUCUGCGGAAAAUGAUCAAACUCGCCUGCUACUGCAAGGAGUACCAGAAUCUCAAUGCCUUCUUUGCUGUGGUGAUGGGCCUGAGCAAUGUUGCCGUCAGUCGUCUCUCACUCACCUGGGAGAAACUGUCGUCCAAGUCCCGCAAGAUAUUCACCGAACUGGAGAGUCUGAUAGACCCUUCACGCAACCAUCGAAACUACCGAAGCUACGUCGGCAAACUGCAGAGUCCUGUGAUACCUUUCAUGCCACUACUUAUCAAAGACAUGACGUUUGUCCAUGAAGGCAACAAGACCUUGGUCGAUGGGUUGAUCAACUUCGAGAAGAUGCACAUGUUGGCCCAGACGAUGAGGACGCUCAGAUACUGCAGAUCAAGACAUUUAGUAUUGGAGCCUCCGUCGCCGAAAAACGAGUCAGAAGUGCGGUCAUAUAUCAGCUGCUUGCGCACGAUAGACAAUCAGCGUGUGUUGACAGCUCUGUCCCAGAAGCUGGAGCCACGUAGAUCGUAGACACAACACAUUACGGUGAACAUAAACCUAAGAGCAACCAGUGAUGGAGCAGAACCUAAGCUUUGCUGGGAGUUCAGUAAAGUACUGAAGUUGAACUGAGGUUGAAACAAACUUUUGUCUAUUUCUACUGUUAAAUCUUGCUAACUCAACGUAUUCUUUCUCAUCAACUGAUCAUUUAAAAAUUAUCCCUCUAAACUGAAAUCAAUCUUUUGUUGUCAUAAUGUUCUUAAAUAGAUAGAACAGAACAGAUUGUUCUAUUAGAGAAUCAGCGUUCUUUACGAGAGUGCAAUCAACGAAUAUUCCAUAUUUUACCAUUAUUUAUUUAAUGUUGUAAUAAAUUGUGCAGUUUUCCAGGAGGGUUCACCUCUGGCUGGUGUAUACCAUCCAGUUGCCCUAAACCGACCUACACUGGGUACAGCAAAAACUGAUAUGUCACUUAAAUAUGGAUGUCCAGGAGAGGCAUAUCACGGAUAGAUCCGAUAGGUCUAAUCUACUGUGGGAGAUGACUUUUGAAGUUGGUGGGGCUCCCUAAGUGUUAAAAGCAGUUACUAGCCUAGACACCCCCUGCCCACUUUGACCGGAGAAGCUGGUAUAGAGCUGGCCUCCCUUUCUUCCAAGGACACAUGACUGAGAUUGAUGAACAAAAUCUUUCCUCAUGGAUCUUCUGUCCCCAACCUUACCCAUCCAGAAUAUUCUGUCACUCCUGAAGCACAGCAAAGGUCCUUCUAGGACUAAGUCCAACAUCUCUCAGCUGCUUGCCCUAAGGGAACAAAAAAACCUUGUGCUGUGCCAAUGACAAACCCUCAGAUUAUCAAUGAGUUUACUGUAUGAAAUUUCCUGUAUUAAAUAACUUCUCAAAAAAUAAGGCUAGAAAUAAAUUCCAAAAAGUUUUGUAAGCAAUAGUACAAUUUGGUACUUCCAUAAUGUUUCAAUUGUUUUGUAAAUAUGAAAAAUCAAACAACGGUAAGAGUGUUUUAGAACAUUCUUUUAGACUAGUAGUUAUCCUUCCAAUUGAAGGCGUUUCUAUAUUGGUGUUUAGGUUCUACUCCAACAGAUGGAGCUAUAAACACUGUGGUCCAAAAUAUACACAGUCAACUCCUGAUUGUGCAGGGAACAAGUCAUCAUGAGAAUGAGAUAAUGAUUAGAAGUUUCAAAGACUUCAAGCCAUUUUGGAGAUGAAGCUGAAAUUUCUGGUUCUCCUUCUUCCUUAACACAUUUUCUUCAAAAAAAUGUAAACUAAUGAAGUAUUUAGUGAUUUCCAAUUAACAAUACAUAUUUUAUUUUGAUUUGUUUUUGGUCAUUCAGUUUUAAUCAGAUAUAUUACUUGUGUUAAAUGUGCAUCCAUGCAGCCAAAAGAUUUAUUAUGUUAAAUACCCUGUAUACUCAGGAGUUUAUUGUAUGUAGCAAAAUAUUAAUAGCUGUGCUACUGCACUAGUUUGACUAUUUUUUCAACUAGAUUUCAAUACUGCUCUCUCCCAUUGUGAUACUUGGAAACUUUAUCGUAAACAAACUAAAUUGUUACUUAUGAAAUUAAAUUUUUUGAAUACCAGAUUUUUUAAUUUUGACAAGAAUAUCACAUUAUUUUAGUUUACGAUGAUCACCAUUCUACACUGUAUAAAUGAACACCCACGCGUUACCCAUAAGGAAUUAUUGUUUUCCAUCAACAAUAUUGGAAUUUCAAUAAUUCAUAACAAAUAGUAUUUUCUCUUGGGGGAGGGUUAAUAAUACUGAUAUAAACUCUAUAACUGAUAUUAUUUUACAUUUUUACCAUACAGUUGUAACUUAUAGUUGUGUAUAGGCCUUGUAACAAUAUAUGUUUACAUUUGUGUAGGUUUAGAAACAAAGGCCUAUCAUCAACUAAGUCAGUGUUGAUAAAUUGUCUCGUAAUAUGAAAUAUUUGUGAGUGAACCAGUACGUUUUGCUGUAACUUUUGCAACUGUAACUCUGAUAAUUUGGCAAUAUUAAUAAUUCUGUUUUAUUUUGUUACUAAUCUUUGCAAAAUAUAUUUAGUAGGCUACUAUUUGCUGAGUUCUGCUUUCAUUUAAAAUAAUUCGUCAUAUUGCACAGUUUUUAUUUGUAGUCUACAUAGUAAUUAAUUUUAUGGUAUAUAAUUAUUUAUUUAUAUUAUUAAUACUCUAUGAAGUGAGAAAGACUUUUGCAGAUUUUUCUUAUCAUUAAAUUUAAUCUUUUUAGACCAACAAAUACAUAAAAGGCAAUUGAGCAAAAAAUGUUGCCAAGUCAAAUCAAAGUCACCGUAUCUUGGACCAACGUGUGAUUUUUUAAGAUAUCUCUCAUUUGUAAGAUGUUUUAUACUAAUUGUUCUAGAAUAGGUCUGAAUCGACGAACACCAAAUGUUGUAUUGUCCUUUUUCGGGCACUUUUGUGAACGCAAUAAUUUUUGUAUUUUUGUCAUUGUCGAGUUUUGUGUCUACCUUUUAUAGAAUGUGGACUAUUCUUGUUAUAUUCUAAAAUAAACAAUAUUCUAGUCACAUGUAGGUUUAGAUUACUAUAAGUAAAUCACCUAAACAAGUUAGGAGUGUUUUUAUCGUCUGACCACCACUCCAAGGCACAAUUUAUAAGAGCCACUUUUAUACCAUUUUUUGUGGAUUUUAUUGUAAUGUGAUGAAAAUUGUUAUUAAAUAUAUCAAAAUUGUGAAUUAGUUAUAUAAUUUUACAUAGUUUUACAUUUUUUGGAAGUAUAAUAAUAUACUGUUAGUUAAAAUAUCUUUGAUACAUAUUUACUAUUUAAUAUCCUCAAUUUAACAAAAAAACUUCGAAACAUUGUUGGUUUUUAACCUUUUAUCCAGUGGUGCAAAAUUAAUCAAUAUUUGUUGUUUUAAAUAAUAUUGCAAAUUUCAUAUUGUAUAUAUAGUUUAGAUGUUUUCUAAAUCAAAACUUUUCAUUGUGGUAAUAUUUGAUUAGAUAUUCUUUUUUAAUUUAUUUUCAGUAUUUUUUUUAAUAAUGUUUUGAUAGCAUGGAAAUAUUCAUUACACUAUUUUAACGUUUAAUAAAAGUUGCCACAAUUUUUGUUUUUAUUAAAACUAACAUAUAUUUAUUUAUUAAGUUUGCACAGUUUUUAAAUCCUUAAUUCUGUUAUAAAAUGUCUAAAUAUUGAUAAAUACAACAUUCAAGUAAUCUAUAACCCCUUAUGUGCUUAGCUUUUCAAUAAAAAUAUUUCAACUAUGUUUUACAUGAAUUUUAAAAAUGAAGUUCUGAAAAUGUAUUAAAAGUGGCUUCUGGUUGAUCAGCUUUCCAAUUCUACUUUUCACUUGAUCGCCUCCUACACAAGUGCUAGCUGUUGACUAUAUUUACUAUAUUGUAUUGUAUUGUAUUGUAAUAUAUAUUUUUCUAUGAUUCUUAGCCUGUACUAUGACUAUCAUGCGCCAUAUAAUGUAAUCCCUUGUGCCAACUUAGCAAUAACCACGCUUCUUAAAGAAGCUACCUGUAAUUAAGUUUUAGAAGUGCGGUUCCUCUUUUAUUGAUUUAUUUUGAAUCGUUUAUACAAGAACUAUGACCAGAACCUUCAACAAAAUGACGUAAUCACCAGAUUUGUAACAUUGUAAUCCAAUUCAUAUAUUUUAUUUGUGUACAUUGUAUAUACUGUAAUGUACAAUUUUAUUUAAUUAUCGUUUUAAGUUUUUUUUACUAAUUUAUUUUGAAAUUGUAAAUAUUGUUAUUAUUUAUUCACAUUUUUAUUAUGUGAUGAUAUUUUAUUUUAACUCAUGUUAAGUGAAAGCAAGUUCUGUAAUUACCUCUGUAAUGUUACCUUUUAAAUUGCUACUUUAUUUUUUUAAUUGACUCUGAUGCUUAUGUAUUUUGCCAUGUUUGCUAAGCUUACAUCCAGACAAAUGGAAUGAUACUGCAAAAGAUAAUUUUACAUUUUCUGCUUUUAAUUUUUUAUUUAUUAGUUUUGAACUAUUUCUUUUAUUGUUUAUUGAUUUUAUAUGUAUUCUGAAUUAAAAUCUCCAAGAAGAUUACAUAAGGUGUUUUUUAAUUUUUUUAUCUUUUGAUUCAUUUUUUGCAUUUUCAGCUAAAAAACAGUAGUCAGCUUCAAAAUCUAAAACGUUUAUUAAAAUUAGUAAGGAGGAAGUAUCCUUGUAUGAAGUGUUUAAAAUUAUGUGUAUGUACCAACAAUUUUAUUUCUGUCACCAGUAUUAUGAGGCCUUUCCAGUAUUGUUUAUUUAUUGAUUUGUGGCAUUAAAAAUGCUGUUUUGUAGUUUAAUAUAAUAAUUUUACUUUCAAUAAUUCUACUGUAUUUUGUUUCUGCAACAUAAUAUACUGUACUGUACGUGUUUAAAGUAAUUGGGUGUAUUUUCAAUGCGUUGUUUUGUAGCCCUAAAAUUGUUCUUACUUUAUGUUUUUUCUGACAAAUAACAGUUAAAAAGGGUAUUGAUUAUUUAAGUGAAAUACAACUGAAAAAUACAAAAAGCUGGCAUGUUGGUAGUUGUUUUUUAGUGUUUUAUUUGAGUUAAAAAUGUACUAAACUUUUCUUUGUAUUUACAUGUGUAGGCCUAUAGUUUUCCUAUAAUUUAACUUACCCAUUUCCAAUCCAAAAUAUAUUUCGCUCUAUGUAAAGCUGGCUUUACUGAUGACUAACUUAAUUUUUCUGUUUAACAUAAUAAUUCUAACCUUAAACAGUUUUACGUUCUUAUUUUUGGUAGUUAGGAUAAGUUUUUUUUUGUAAAAUCUCAUUCUAAAGGUAUGAUUUGUACGAAUCCAAUUUGUAUAAUUUCCCUAUUGUACAUUUUGUAUAAAUACAAAUAUAUUUUUAUUUAUUUUGUCAUCAAUACUAAUUAUUUAACAACAACAAAUUUCUACACUAUUUAAAUAAUAUUUUUAAUUAAGUUUUAGUUACGAAAACCAUAUUCACAUUCUGAAAACAAACCCAAAAACAUGGCAUCAGGAUGCAUGUAAACAAAUCGUAUCUUUAAAAUGAGACAUAGAUUCCUAAUAAUGAAUUAUGAAUUUUCAGCAAAAUCCUUUGUGGUAAGUUAUUAAAAGUUUAGCACUCGAUCAGUUUAUUAUAUCCUAAGUAAUAUAUUGUUUAUGUCCAUAUUUUUAUUUCAUUUAAUUUUUAUUUGUUUUUGAAACUCUAAAUAUGUUUAGUAAAAUAUAUUUUUUAUAAAGUUGAAUAUUACUAUCACUCUAAUAAUAAUGUUAAAUAUAAGAAACAAAUUUUUUACUCUCAAUCUAUAGUGGAUGUGCCAGAAUGACAACUAUUAUUAUUAUUUCAUCAACUAUAUAAGGAUACACUUCAAACGGGUUUCUUCUCAAAUAAAAUGUAAAAAUAUCCGUCUCUCCUUUAAGGAAAAAUUAGCUUAUAUUUAUAAUUACUAAAUAUGAAUAACAAUUUAACAAAUAACCCAACACCAUUUUAAUUUCACGUAGAAAAUAUAUUUAGUAUACAAAAAAAUAAAAAUUAAUUAAUUAACGAUAAAUUUGUUUUGGUUUUCUAUUAAAAUUAACAUUACAGUUAAAAAUGUUAAUUUUUAUAUAAAAAAACUAUUACAAUAUAAAAAAUAAUUUAGUUAUGAUUAUGUUUCUGAUAAAUGGGAAAGAAUAAUCUCAUAUUAUAAUGAAUUUAUCAUUAUAAUAUGAAAAUAGUUUUAUGAACCCCACAUUAAUUUAUAUUUUACAGCAUACAAUUUUACAAUUACAAUACAAUAUUUUACUUUUACAAGUUUACAAUAUUUACAUGGUUAUACCUACUUGUAUAUUUUUAAUAGUAAUGAAUUGUCAUUGUGCAGAAAUUUCAUUCCCAUUUCAGAUGGAAGCCCAUAUUAACAAAGCUGUAUAAGUUGAUAUGUGUAAUAGUUCUAUAGCCAAUUUUGGCACAUCCACAGCAUUUCAGAUGAAAGUGAGAAGAUUUCCCACCACGCAAACCUCACCAUCUUGCCCCAGUGUCUUAAUGUAUUGUGUAAACAUUGUAUUCUAUCAUACUCGAUUUUCUAUUAAAACUUAAAGAAAAUAA
Molecule: messenger RNA, 9076 nt
Organism: Homalodisca vitripennis (glassy-winged sharpshooter)
Lineage: Eukaryota; Metazoa; Arthropoda; Insecta; Hemiptera; Cicadellidae
Gene: Epac
Product: rap guanine nucleotide exchange factor 4
Exons: 20
Coding region: 98-3106 (1002 amino acids)
Biological process (GO): positive regulation of GTPase activity; Ras protein signal transduction
Cellular component (GO): plasma membrane
Molecular function (GO): guanyl-nucleotide exchange factor activity
Source: RefSeq, a predicted model, not a curated record